AUGCUUUCAGGUAGAUCUCGUGCAUUUGUUUUCAGGUCCACCCUGACAAGAAAUACGAGAUACUUUUCAGUCACCAGAUCCACUUAUAUUGAUGUAAAAAGUCACAAUUCCUUAAACGAUACAUUGAACUGCCUAAGGGAAAACGCAGACACUGAUCCUGAUUUGAAGAGUGGCCAAACCUAUCAUGAUAUUAUCAAUCAUCAUGCUUCAAGAGUCGAGAAACUACCUAAAGAGGAAGUUAUUGAAAAGGAGUAUGAUGAUUUGUACAUGCUAUCUUUGACCCUUUUAAAGUUACUUGAGAAUACUCCAGAAGUUUCUCAGGAAUACAAGAAGGAAAUUCUAAACAAUCUAAUUGAGAAAUUCUCUCAAUACAAUUACGCUGUGUCUACCCUUGCACUUAGAAAAUUACUUGAAGACAAAAGGAAUCUUUCAUUAGAGUCAAUCAACCAAUUGAUUACCCACAAUCCAGGCAGGGUUGAUUCAAGUUGGUCACUUUACCAUAAGUUAAAGCCUGAAGAACCACAUGACAUGAUCGCAAUAUCUGCCUUGAAAAAGCUUUUGUACGGUGAUUCUGUUGAAAUCAAGGAAAACCUACAUAAGGUUGAUAUUAAAAAACUAAUACAGAUACUACAAAUCUAUGAAACUGUUGGCGACAAAUCACUGAUUGAUGAUAAGACAUACUUGUGCUUGAUGGAUAACUUGAUUAAAUUGAGCUGUACAGCAAUAGUAACUUCAAUGUAUAUUCCACCAGCAAUUAUCGAAACCUUGAUAAACGAAGAUGACGGUACUCCACUAAAUAAUAUUGAUUACCUUUAUUUAUAUGAAGCAUCAAUAAAUAAUGGCGUAUCACUCUCAGGAAAUGCGCUAUUGAAAACUUUGAUGCCAAUUUCGAAACUGCAGCUUACGCCAAUUGUUGAUUCAGAGAACUUGAAACUCGUAAAGAGUGAAUUGGGUGUAGAAAUCAAAGACCUUGCACCUUUGUCUGAAAUUGUUGAGGAAAUUAGAGAACAGAUUUUAGAGUUGGGCUUGGAUGAUACUCCGGAAAUGAUGAAUAACCUCAUAAAAUCGGCUGGUUUCUACUCCAAUGAUUUGAAAGCCGCAAUUAAAUACUUUCAAAAUUAUCAAACCAAGGUACCAGAUGGCACAGUUGCCCAGAACAAUUUGAAAUCAAUUAUUUCUUUGGUAUGUACUUAUGAUUGUAUUGUAAAGGAAGAUAAAAAGAUGAUCAAUGUGGCUGAGGUACUCGUUCCACAGACUCCAUUACCCGCAGCAAACAACCUGGCGGCUUUGAUGUUGUUUCACGGAUGGUUUAAUAAUUCGGACAAGGCUAUAGAUAUCCAUAAUAAGGCAAUCAACUUGUUUCUUAAGCCUCACGAGGGUAAUGAGUACAACAGGGGAGUGCUAACCCAGUCGUUGGUUCUGGUAUGCCUCCUUGAUAAGGAUGUUGAACUAGCGAGAUUGAUCAAACAAAGGGGUUCAGAAAACAAUACACUAGAUGAAUCUUUUGAGAUUAGACUUUCAAAUCUAAUGAAAGAAUAUGGAGAUAUAAUUGAGGAAUCUAAGUCUGAUGACGAAUUCAGAAAAGAAAUGAAAAGGAUCUUUUUGAGAACCAUUAGAGAAUGGUCUCCAUAA
Pichia kudriavzevii is the source of this 1632-nucleotide messenger RNA. RefSeq lists its product as uncharacterized. The record is from RefSeq and is a predicted model, not a curated record. The transcript has a single exon. NCBI's taxonomy places the organism in Eukaryota, Fungi, Ascomycota, Pichiomycetes, Pichiales, Pichiaceae. Bases 1 to 1632 code for a protein of 543 amino acids.